Molecule: messenger RNA, 1958 nt
Organism: Hypomesus transpacificus
Lineage: Eukaryota; Metazoa; Chordata; Actinopteri; Osmeriformes; Osmeridae
Exons: 4
Coding region: 265-1047 (260 amino acids)
Biological process (GO): response to bacterium
Source: RefSeq, a predicted model, not a curated record
AUAUAACAAAAAGAACGACUACAUUAGUCCACAACACAACCUUCAUUAGGUCUAGAUCUACUUACACAAUAUUAUAGAGAUAUGCCAUUAUUACAGAUAGGCAAUUAUUAUACACCUGUAAAGUAAGCCGACGAUUUCUUUUAUUAUUUGUCACUGGUUUUAUUUUCUUCUUUGCCUAUUUAUGUGCGUCGUCACUAAAGUGAAAGUUAACUUCGACGGGUGUGCUGUUGUCUAGAGGAUUAAAGCUAACCAAUCGCUGCACGUAUGUCCUUUAAUGGUGCUGUGGAUGGGCACAUCGUAACGGAAACAUGCGUCAAAGACCUGCUUCUCUGUCAGUCAGCGUCAGACCUGGAGAUGGACAGGCUGUGUCUGUGUGUCGCUCUGACUGCACUCUUCUGUGCUGCUUCCUGUGGAGAGACAGGGGUCUCUGGAGCCGAGGUGGAGCAGAGAGUUAGACCAGGAGACAACGUUACUCUCCACUGUGACUGCAGAGUAUCAAUUGGGGUGUACGUAGUGUGGUACAGGAACUGCUCUCAUAGGAACCAGCCUACUCUGGUCAUGUCCACAUAUAAUAACAACAACAAAAACAUGUUCCUUAAAAAUGACCAACUUCUUAACCCCUUCCUUGGUUUUACUCUGGUGUGGAACCGGUCUAACAACACCUAUGAUCUCCUGAUUGAGAACGUGACUGAGUCUGACCUGGGACUCUACUACUGUGGAACUGUGGAGUGGACGAUGGGGAACACAGACAAGAUAAAAUGGGAGAAAAUCUAUCUUUAUGGAGAUAUAACCAUCAGUCUUUCAUUUGCGGAGCCCCCAGACCCUGUCUGCCCGGUGUGUUCACACCCUGAUGGGGACUGUGGUCUGAGCUGGGUCCUGGUGCUGCUGUCCAGAGCUCUGACUGCCCUCCUCCUCCCAUGUGCCUACUGGGUCGGAUACAUGCAAGGUGGUUCACAGCACACCUGCACACCCACCUGCUUGAUGGUUAACCCCUGGAUAGAUGUCACACUGUCAGAUUACUGUGUGCUAACUGAUUGGUGGACUUAAUAUCUCAGAAACCUGUUACUUUGUACAGAGACCUCGUUAUCUACCAGAACUAUUUACAAAAAAUAAUCUUGUUUGAUUUUGUACUGCAACUCUUCCCUGUCAUCAUAGCAGGAUGUUGUAUGUGGUAAUAGUUGUUUGUUGUUAAAAGCAGGAUCAUGGAGGAGGAGGAGGGAGGAAAUCUGGAAGAGGAGGAGAGACCAGACUGACCAGUUUUUCUCCAUGUCUCUCCAAUGAUCUCUCCAUCUGUGUGGUCACCACGACAACCACGACGAGACCGUGACAUGGUUUACUGUUUUUUUUAGGGGAAGUGUCUAACUUGGAAUGUCGCUUAAUCCUUUUUGUUGCAAAAUUUAGUUUUGUGUAGAGGAUGCAUUUUGUUAUCAUGCUUUUGGGCUUUGUAAUAAACCCCUGGAGAGACAGGAGAGACAUGGAGAAAGACUGGUCAGUCGCUCCUCCCUCCUCUUCCGUGAUCCUGCUUUUAACAACAAUCAACGAUGAUGUUAGUGAAUGAAUGCUGCCCCCUACAGGCUGGGAGAGUUAAUGAGUUGUACGAUGUACUGAUGAAUACGUUACAGUAAAGCUCCAGUCAUCUGAAUCAGCCUGGUGUUGUCUCGUUCUACUUUACUGAUAGUAUCUACAGUGCACCAGUGUCCAUGUUGACAGGUAGCAUGCAGACAGUGAGAAGCUGACAGUGCACCACAGGGUCCAUGUUGCAUGUCCAGGUCCAGGUAGCAUGACGGAGCUUGUGUAACCCCAUGGUGCCUGUUACAGUGGGAUACAGAGUGUGGAAAAUAUGGACGGGGUCCCUUUGCUUUAGGUAAGACCUACUACCUCUCUGUUGCUGCACUCAAACAGGCCUCAACCCGCACAGCAAAACAUUGUACCUUUGACACAUUCCAGUCUGGCUUUCA